CUACUUGUCCGUGUGCCUGGCAGUGACUGUCUCGUCUCAGCGAAUUGUUGUUGUGGGCAAGUCGAGGAUACGGGGGUAGGAGUGAAGUCUCGGUCCAACCUUUAUUGCAAUCGGAGUAUUUCUGUCAUUCUUCAGACACCUUUCUCGACGUCUUUUCAGUUUUAAACGCCAUGGACACAGCCAAUCAAGACAUCAACCUGAACUCGCCCAACAAGGGGCUGGGCACCAACGACCUGGCGGCUGACGGCGUGGAGGAGGGUGCAGUGGCUGCUGCCAGGGUGCUGCCCCCUGGCAUGACGGAGGAGGAGGCAGAGGAGCUGCGCACUGAGCUCACCAAGGUGGAGGAGGAGAUUCACACGCUGCGGCAGGUGCUGGCGGCUAAAGAGAAACAUGCAGGGGAGCUGAAGAGGAAGCUUGGCCUCAGCCCUCUCACCGAGCUCAAGCAGAACAUCACCAAGGGCUGGCAGGACGUGCAGACCUCCAAUGCUUAUGUGAAAACAGCAGAGCGCCUCAACGAGUGGAAUGACAGUUUAUAUCUGUCUGCAGCGGCCACCUUCGACGACAUAGCCCAGUCUGAUGCAUAUAAAAAGACUCAGGAAACCCUGUCGGUGGCGGGCCAGAAGACCACGGCAGCCUUCUCCACCAUGGGCACGGCCCUCAGCAGGAAGUUUGGAGACAUGAGAGCUCUGCCUUUCUCCAAUUCUUUUGGUGGCAACUCCAUCCGCCACUCCAUAAGUAUGCCAGCCAUGAGGAAUUCGACAACCUUCAAAUCCUUUGAGGACAAAGUUGGAAACCUCAAGACCAAAGUGGUUGGCGGCCGUGCUAACGGUGAAGAGGUCCAGUCUCCAGAGGCCCAGUCUCCUAGCAACCCCGUACAGGACAACGCCCCCUUCUAGAGAGCCGGCAACGCUACCACCACGCGCACCUCCCCCACUCCUCUCCUCUCUCCUACACCUCCUCCUCUCUUACCUUGCUCCUCCCCUACUCCUCGCCUACCAGACUGUACAGUUGAAUCAUCUCUCUAUCUCACUCUCAGCAGUGAUGCCUCAAGCCGGACAGCCAACCAACCACCUGUGAACUCCCGCUACUGGCACCCAGUCCCCGUCCUCCCCAAAAGCCUUACACCUGACCUUCUCAUAUGUUCUCCACUCCUCUCUCCUCCAAUACCCACCCUCCCUGUCCCGUCCUCCACUCUCCUCCACUACCCCAUCCCCCAAAAAAAGCCUUGCAUCUUUCCUUAGCUGAGCUAAUCACCACUCUGUGACUCUCUGUCCUCCAAUACCACCCCUGCCAGUCCCCUCCCCACCCUCGAAAGCCUCACACCCUAAUCCUCCUCUCUUGUCCAGCCCUCCCAAAAACCCUGCACCUUACCUUACCCCACCUGAACUCUGCCCCUCUCUGUUGUACAGACUCCCAAACCUCCCUGCCACUCUCCGAAACGCUCACACAUGUCCUCACCUGACCACGACUGUGCCCACCUGACUCCCGUCUCUUCUCAAACCCCUCCGCCUGUCCUGAACUUGCCUACUGGCCUCCACCUGUUCUCAGCUGAUGCUCCGUUCUCUCCCCAUCCCCUACCUGCCCUCCCCUUUCUCUCCCCUCUGUCCCCUCUCUCUUCACCUGCCCUCCUCUUUCUCUCCCCUCUGUCUCCUCUCUCUUCACCUGUGCUCUCCUGUCUCCUCUCUCUUCACCUGUGCUCUCCUGUCUCCUCUCUCUUCACCUGUGCUCUCCUGUCUCCUCUCUCUUCACCUGGCCACACCUGUGCUCUCCUGUCCCCCCUUGGCCUUCACGGCAGCAUGUGCUCAUCUUGCCAUCUGAAAACAACUCCAAGCACCCCAACACACCUGUGCUCUCCUCAAGGCAACAUGACAUGGGAUCCACUCAACGCCACACGUGAUGACGACAAGAAAACAUUAAUACACACACACACACACACA
This is a messenger RNA of Engraulis encrasicolus (European anchovy), 1937 nucleotides long. Its product is annotated as tumor protein D54-like. Gene Ontology annotation, cellular component: cytoplasm. The record is from RefSeq and is a predicted model, not a curated record. NCBI's taxonomy places the organism in Eukaryota, Metazoa, Chordata, Actinopteri, Clupeiformes, Engraulidae. Bases 171 to 896 code for a protein of 241 amino acids. The transcript is spliced from 10 exons.